AUGCCGGCCGGGCUCUCCUGGCCCGAGGCGGCGGCGCUGGGGCUGCUGGCCCCGGCUCUGCUGGUCACCCUGUGCCGGCACCUGUGGGCGCUGCGCUGGAGCCUCAGCCGGGACCGCGCCAGCGCCCUGCCCCUGCCCAAGGGCUCCAUGGGCUGGCCCUUCUUCGGGGAGACCCUGCACUGGCUGCUCCAGGGCUCCCGCUUCCACAGCUCGCGGCGGGAGAGGUACGGAAACGUCUUCAAGACCCACCUCCUGGGCCGGCCGGUGGUGCGGGUGACAGGCGCUGAGAACAUCCGCAAGAUCCUGCUGGGUGAGCACACGCUGGUCAGCACGCAGUGGCCCCAAAGCACGCAUAUCAUCCUGGGCUCCCAUACUCUGCUCAGCUCCACCGGUGAGCUGCACCGCCAGCGCCGCAAGAUCCUGGCCAGAGUCUUCAGCCGUGCCGCCCUGGAAAGCUACCUGCCGCGGAUCCAGAAGGUUGUGAGCUGGGAGCUGCGGGGCUGGUGCAUGGAGCCAGGCUCUAUCGCAGUUUAUUCCUCCGCUAAAACCUUAACUUUCCGCAUUGCAGCUCGGAUUCUGCUGGGGCUCCGCCUGGAGGAAAAGCAGUUCAAGGAUCUGGCCAAAACUUUUGAACAGCUGGUGGAGAACCUCUUCUCCCUGCCCCUCAACAUACCCUUCAGUGGGCUGCGCAAGGGAAUCAAAGCACGGGACAUGCUACAUAAGUUUAUGGAGAAGGCUAUUCAGGAAAAACUGCAGAGAAACAACCCCGAAGACCACAGUGAUGCUCUGGAUUUCAUAAUGAACAGUGCCAAGGAGCAUGGCAAAGAAUUCAGCAUGCAGGAGCUAAAGGAAUCAGCAAUUGAACUCAUAUUUGCUGCUUUUUUCACCACGGCUAGCGCUAGCACCUCUCUGAUCCUCCUGCUAUUGAAGCACCCCUCAGUGAUUGAAAAAAUAAGGCAGGAGCUGAUGUCCCAUGAGUUGUACCAGCAGAGUCAGUGCUGCCCUGCAGGAUCCUGCCUGGACACCUUGACCAUCCAGAGCAGGGACAGAGAGAAACCACUUUCCUCCUCCAUGGCCAAAGACAUUCACAAGGACCAGAGCCAGCCCCUGGCCCCAGUGGAGGAAGAUUCCCUCCAGCCCAGUGCCCUGCUGGAGCCCACUGUCCCCCAGGGCAAGCCCUGCUCUGGCCCCCAGCUCCUGGCUCCACCAGGGCAAAGCUGUCACUGCGCCUCGGACAUCAGCCUGGAGAAGCUGAGCCGCCUGCACUACCUGGACUGUGUGAUCAAGGAGGUGCUGCGGGUACUGCCCCCAGUCUCCGGAGGCUACAGGACGGCACUGCAGACUUUUGAGCUCGAUGGCUACCAGAUCCCCAAGGGCUGGAGCGUCAUGUACAGCAUCCGUGACACCCACGAGACAGCUGCUGUGUACCAGAGCCCCCCCGGCAGCUUUGACCCAGAGCGCUUUGCUGCGGGCCGGCCGGAGGCUGCAGGGCGCUUCCACUACAUCCCCUUCGGGGGAGGGGCACGGAGCUGCAUCGGCAAGGAGCUGGCACAGGCCAUCCUCAAGGUGCUGGCCAUUGAGCUGGUCAGCACGGCCCGCUGGGAGCUGGCCACCCCUGGCUACCCCAGCAUGCAGACCGUGCCCAUCGUGCACCCUGUCGAUGACGGGCUGCAGCUCUACUUCCACGCCUUGCAGCCCAGCCAAGGCCACGAGGCCUGAGCCAGGGGUACACUGCUCCCCUCAGCCCUGGAGCCAAUGCUCCGCAGCUGCCAGGAGCAGGUCUCUGCUGCCCCAGGCUGCGUGUUCUACAGAGUCACUGCCAAACAAAGGUCUUUCUAUUUUUCCUCCCCUAGGGUACAGGUGGGCAGGGUGCUGCAGUAGGGUGUCCUGCAGAGUCCUACUCCUGAGCACUGGGGCAAAACCUGCUGAAGCUGCUGGCAGGGUGCAUAUGCCAUGGGGGCUCAGUCAGCCCCUGCCACAUCACCAGCUACCAGGGGUGGGGAACAAAACUCCCAGACCCACAGCUAAGACUCCCAGGGUUAUCUCCUGUAGAUGUGUUAUAGGAGAGGCAGGACAAGCAUCCUGCACACUGUAGCUUUUUAGAUGAGAAGAGAGGGAAGGUGGGGGGGGCUCUGCAGGAAAACACAAGCCAGAGUUGCCCAAUCCACAGCAUCAACUCUUGCUAGAAUAAUUGGGUGUAAAGUGGUUUUUAUUGUAAAUAUUUAAUCUCAUUCAUGCACUUCCCAUUAGAGCUGGCACAAAGAGGACAACUCUCACCCAGUAGUAGUAGCUGUGCAAGUUGUGCUUGAGCACUGUGCUGCUGCUUAGGGUCUGCCAUGAAGCCCCCUCUGAGAUCCCCCCAGCCACAGCCUGCCCAUGGGAUUGGACUGAAGCAGGGGAGGGGGCUUUGGGUAGCAAAUGUUUAGAAUACAGACAUUUCUGAAUAUGUCUGGUUUAUGGUAGGAAGUCCCUUGUUCCUGAUGAUGCUGUUCACAUUGCAGAGGGGACAUUUGCAAGGUGACACAGGCCCUGUGGUAGCUGGCUGUCCGGCCAGACUGACUGUCACCUCUGUCAGCCCAGCUCUGCCAGGGAAAGUGUCAGGACAGCAGCUCCAUGUGUCCAUCCAGGAGGUGGUUCCCAAGGCUGAACAUGGGUGUGAGGACACCCUUUGAGAUGGCUUUUGAGUACCCCCACAGGGUAUUUCUCUCCCAUGUAAAAUAAAAUGAAGUGAGUCCUGUUGCUUGUGUACUGAGAACAGAGCUGGACCCAGGUCCUUGACCCACGUGUUUAUGCAUUUCUUUCACCUUCACUUUUAUUCCCCACUGUCAUGCAUUCUGUGUGAAUGCAACGGGAAAAUAAUCCUCCUUGUCCCACCAGAGCAUCCAUGCCUGGUGGUGUUGUGUGCUCUGUGUGAAGAACCAGCUUGACCUGUGAGGGCCAAAACAUGGCAUGAAGACAGUGUCCCUUUGGAAAGGCUUUGGGGAGCUCUCCAGUCUCCUGAAAUUCUAUCAUCAUUGUGCUUCAGUGCUGGAGAUGGCCUUGCCCUGGCCAGUCCCCCUUGCCUGUCCGUGCUGGAGCACUGCAGCAGGGCUGUGCUGGUGUUAGCUGUCAGAGGGCUGUGCAGCGGCCACCAGGCUACUUCGGGCAGAAAUCUGGCUCCCAAAUGUGACAGGUCAAAUUUGGAAAAGGUUGAACUGCAGGGCUAAGCUAAGUGCUAUUGGCAAGUCGACCCUGUAGUGAACCAGAGCCUCUAGCCUUUCUGACCUUGUCCUGAAAGGUGAAUCUUUUUGCCUAUCAGAGGUGAAAUCAGUAGAUGGUGGCUGCAAGUGCCAAUGACUAACUUUAAUUAGCAGGAGCUACUGGCUGACUUAGACCGCGGGCAGGGCUUGGGCAGGGCUGGGCCUGCAGGAAGGUCAGGGCUCCUCCAGCAGUGCACUUAAAAAUUACCCUGGGCGCCAACAAGCCCGCUGAAAAAUGUAACGUGA
Oenanthe melanoleuca is the source of this 3485-nucleotide messenger RNA. RefSeq names its product cytochrome P450 26C1. Bases 1 to 1719 code for a protein of 572 amino acids. The record is from RefSeq and is a predicted model, not a curated record. Gene Ontology annotation, molecular function: heme binding; oxidoreductase activity, acting on paired donors, with incorporation or reduction of molecular oxygen; iron ion binding. The transcript has 6 exons. Gene Ontology annotation, biological process: sterol metabolic process. NCBI's taxonomy places the organism in Eukaryota, Metazoa, Chordata, Aves, Passeriformes, Muscicapidae.